AUGGUAGAGACAAUAUUGACAACGAAUACACCACCAUCCGUCACAAUCGUUCAUAUUAAUGUCAAGCAAGAAUGUCCAGCUCAAUAUGUAACUGUGUACAAUGAUCGUGCAGAAGUAACACGUCUUCUUCGAUAUCAUUUCGAUAAUGAAGGCACUUAUGAUCUUGUUCUCCAAGGUUUAUCACCUAGUGCCGAUCUAACUUCGUUUCAUGUUAGCGGUGGAACAGGUAAAGCAUGUACGAUUCUUGAAGUUUCCUAUCAAACACGUUACGAAGAUUCGUCGGUAUCAUUAUCCGACAUAACACUACUCGAUCAAUUGCAAACACAAUUAGAUGUUGUUCAAGCAGAUAUCGAUGAACAUGCUCAAGAACUUGAUCGACUUAAAAAACAACGAACAUGGCUCGAUGGAAAAGCAACAAAACUGAUGAAUCAAGAAGAAUCUUUGAGUGCAAGUGACUUUGAAACAAUGGAGCAGUUUCUUAACUUUUAUCGCAAAAUGCUCAGCAAAAUAGAUAAAGAAACAACUCAAGAACAACGACAAUUGAAAGAAUUACACAGUCGAUGUGAUGCACUUAAAGCCAAAAUAAAUGAACAUCGUUCACAAGCAAUCACUAAUCGACUCAUAGAACAACGUGAAGUGACUAUUACUAUUCAUGUAGCUAGUAGUAAAACUGAUGUUGCCUUGGAACUAUCCUAUUUAAUCAGCAAUUGUUCAUGGAGUGCAAGUUAUGAUAUACGAGUUGAUGGUGGAGAAGGAAGGCAACCAAAAACUCAACUUACUUAUUACGGUAUCAUUGUCAAUAAAAGUCAAGAGAAUUGGUCUGAUACACAAUUUUCAUUAUCUACAGCAACUCCAUCUCUAGGUGGUGCCGCUCCCAAAUUGGCUACACUUAAAGUCAACUGUCGUCAAUACCAUGGAGUUUCAACACGCUUCAUGGACAUAUCUGCAGCUCAUAGGGUGCCGAUGAAUACACCAUGCAGUACAGCAUCAACAAACUAUACAAUUGUACCUAAGCUAUCAUUACACGCCUAUUUGAAAGCAUCAACUUUAAAUACAUCUGACAAAUAUCUUUUAGCUGGUCCUGUAUCUAUUUUCAUGAACAAUAAUUUUGUUACGCAUAGCUCAAUUGAUAAUGUGUGUUUAGGUGACACGUUUGAUCUACCAUUAGGUAUCGAUUCUAGUAUCAAAAUUGAAUAUAAGCCAGUAAAGAAAACAAGCGAUACUCAAGGUAUAAUUUCCAAAGUUCAUCUCAAAACUGUUCGUCACGAAACUCAUAUUACGAAUACUAAGACCAAUGAAGUGAUUGUUUUUGUUUAUGAUCAACUUCCAUUAUCGUCCGAUGAAAAGAUCAAAGUCAAUUUGAUUCAGCCAGAUUUACGACGACAAGACAAUAAUCCACAUAAUACCAUAAUGACAUUAAAAGAUACUAAUAAUUUAGAAUGGAAAUGUGUAUUAUCAUCCAGAGGCGAAUGUCGACUUCCGUUCGAAUAUACAGUCGAAUGGCCAUAUGAUAAACAAGUUGAAUUUCAAGAAGAACUAUAA
Molecule: messenger RNA, 1542 nt
Organism: Rotaria sordida
Lineage: Eukaryota; Metazoa; Rotifera; Eurotatoria; Philodinida; Philodinidae
Source: the annotation of a GenBank genome assembly